Nelumbo nucifera (sacred lotus) is the source of this 1551-nucleotide messenger RNA. Its product is annotated as Calcium-binding EF-hand family protein. Lineage: Eukaryota; Viridiplantae; Streptophyta; Magnoliopsida; Proteales; Nelumbonaceae. Gene Ontology annotation, molecular function: calcium ion binding. The record is from RefSeq and is a predicted model, not a curated record.
ACAUGGUAGCAUUCAUGGGAAAAUACAUGGUGGCACUAGGUUAAAUAUUCAUCUCAUGAAUAAGUUCAGCGGUACGAUACCACGAAUAAGUUCAGCGGUACGAUACCACCAAUCUACGAUCUCGCCUGCAGAAGUUUUUCUCUUUUUCUGCUUUCCCUUCUCCAGAAGACCCAGUUGUUUCCCAGCCUCCGUUAUCGAGCUUGAAUGGUGGAAUUAGGAUUCCUCAUCCACCAACAGACCUCAUUCUCUUUCUAUUGCUUCUCAGAAAAUUUCUCUCCCCGGCCUCUGUGACAUGGGAAACACUUCGUCUAUGCUUACUCAAUACGACAUUGAAGAAGUCCAGGAGCAUUGCAACCAUACCUUUUCACAGCAAGAAAUCGUUUCGCUUUACCAAAGGUUCUGUCAGCUCGAUCGAAAUGGUGCUGGAUUCAUCUCUGCAGAGGAGUUCUUGUCUGUGCCGGAGUUUGCUGUCAAUCCUCUCUGUCAGAGAUUAUUAAGGAUGGUCGAUGGAUUGAAUUUUAAGGAAUUCGUGGCAUUCUUGUCUGCCUUUAGUUCUCGUGCAACUAUGCAACAGAAAAUCGAAUUUAUAUUCAAGGUUUAUGAUACGGAUUGUAAUGGGAAGGUCGCCUUCAAUGAUAUAUUAGAUGUGUUGCGGGAUCUGACUGGUUCAUUUAUGUCUGAACAGCAGAGGCAGCAAGUUCUGGCACAUGUACUUGAGGAAGCAGGCUACUCGAAGGAUUCUUUGUUAGAGCUAGCUGACUUCAUAAAGAUUCUUGGCAACUCUGGGCUGAAGAUGGAAGUUGAAGUUCCUGUGGAUUAAUAAGAUAAUGAUACUGUUGUUUCAGUUGUGUUAGAAUGUGAGUGCAUACUUCUUUCUGUUCACACUUGUAAGAAACACAAGAAAUGUUCUACGUUCUCUGCUUUUGUGUCUGCUUCUUUGUGAUGCUGGAAAUGUGGCCUUCAUUGUACACACUGAGAGAUUAGCUAAUAUGUUGUUGCUUGCAGAAUGUCUUUUAUAAACUCUUCAACCUUGGAGAGCAUAGGAUGCUGAGGUAUUUGUUAAUUGCUGCAUAGAUGUUUGCUAGUUGCCUGGUAACCAUCAAACUGCAUUUGUGUUUGUAAUCUAUAUGGUUCAAAGAGUGGGUCACUUUCUAGUCAAAUAAAGUUGAUUAUCCUAACAAUUUAGCUGUUCUUUUAAUGCAAAUUUUCUUUAAGUUAGUCAACAUUCCAUGGUGAUGCACCAUUACUUUCAUUUUUGUUUCUAUCUGAACAGUGAUGAUUUUGGUAUAGGUUCGAUCAAGAAAUAUUCCACCAAAUUGUAUGUUCUGUACUUGUGGCUUUGCAGUUUAUCUUGUAAAUUUUUUCAAGAAAAGCGGGUUGGAUCUCUGACCAUCAUAUCUGCUACCCCAGUCUAUUUCAUACAAUUGGAUGAUUUAUACCAUAAGAUCCAAUUGGAAGAUUAAUUGAUUUCUUACAAGAAUUUUAUAGAUUGGGUGAUUUUGAUAUCUGAUUCAUGUAAUUUUGGUGAAAAUGAUCAUUUUUAGCACUCAA